Messenger RNA from Caenorhabditis remanei, 705 nucleotides. RefSeq lists its product as uncharacterized. The record is from RefSeq and is a predicted model, not a curated record. The transcript has 3 exons. The coding region runs from base 1 to 705 and encodes 234 amino acids. NCBI's taxonomy places the organism in Eukaryota, Metazoa, Nematoda, Chromadorea, Rhabditida, Rhabditidae.
AUGGUGUGCACUCCAUGGAUUCUCACGUUUUUCCUUAUCGCUGCCGCUUCUCAAAGUCAGAAGACACCUGAGCUGGAGAAGAAGGUCGAGAAUCACAAAAUUCUUAUCGACGUUCUAAAUAAUUUCCGACGUCAGACAGCCAAUAAAUUGCAAAUUGCUUAUAUGCAUGAAUUGAUUUACGAUGAAUCACUCUACCAGCAAUUUGAUCUACGAUACAAAAAAGACAUUCCAUCGUUUGAGAUUGCAAACUACACAACAGUCUUCAAAAACUUGAAAUCUUAUACUAGAACCUAUUGGGAAAAAUCAGAAACUUGGGUAUAUCGAGGCUCUGCGAUUAGACACGGAGUGUCCGAAGACAUCAUUCAAUAUCUUUCUCCACUUCAGCAAAAAGUCAGAUGCAUCGAGAUGGAAAAUGGUUUGAAAUGCUUUUUGGGACCGAUAAAAGAGAGGGCGUGGUGGUAUUACUCGAAUGGAGAACCGGGAUCCAAAUGCGAUGAGGGAUUCUAUAACGAUUUUGGGCUGUGCUCAAGGAUUGUUCCGGUUUCUGAAUCCACGUCAACGAAGGCUGGAAUUCUUUUCAGAAGCACCACCACUACACGUUCGACUUCAGAUUCUGAUGAAGACAAAGAAGAAUGUGACUGCUCGGUUUCAACUCGGCUCCAGAUAUUCAUAAUUUUCGCUUUUUGUGUUUAUUUCUUGAUUUGA